AUGCGGCCGGCGGAGCGCAGAAGCGGCGCGGCGGGCCGGGCCCCGGCCGCCCGGUCGGGGCCGCGCUCCGAAGCGGGGCCCCCUCAGGAAGACCUCCUGCCCCCUGGCUGGGAAGAGCCGGCCGAGCAGGCGGCCCCGGGAGCGCCCACCCAUCAUCCCCGGCCCAGCCGCCACUUCCUGAAACAGCAGCCCCGCGAGCCGGCCCCGGACUCCGGGCCGGUUUCCCACAAUCCCCCUCUCCGGGGGGCGUCCGGGGGGCGCCCGAACGCCCUGCUCAUGCGACUGGCCCUCAUUGAGGACAGGUUCCGGCGCCGGCGCAUCUCGGCGCCCCCCCGUGGGGACGAUGGGAGCUCCGCGAGCGAGCCAAGCUGCAUCUCCGAGCCGGGGGCCACCGGGCCCGGGGAGGACUCCGACUCCCAUGCAGAGGAAGCACGUGCUGCGGGCGGAGACCAGCCUGGAAGGGAGCAGGACGAUGGGCGAGGGAAUCCCUCGGGAUCCAAGGCGGGAGAAGCCCUCUUGGGAGCGCAGGCGGACGGAAAGAGGUCUCCGCCGAGCGCCGCCUGGACCCCCCCGGAGUCUCCGGACCCCGCCGGAAGUGCCGCCUCCUCCUCCUCCCCGGACCGGCCCUCUUCCGCCGUGGCAGAUGGGCUCACGGAUUCCUCCGUGGGGAGCGAGCCAGGCUUCGGGGCGCGCCUCCUCAGCCUGCCCGUGGACGAUGGGACCGACUCCGAGAUCUCGGAGCUGCUCAGCGCCUACUCCGACGACUUCGAGCCCGGCCCAUCGUCCCCGGCGCCGGGGGGGCCGGGCCCAUCAUCCCUGGCGGAGCCCGGGCCCCGCACCAAGGACGCCGCCGUGCAGACCAGCUGGGCCCCGGGGGACGCCGCCAGGCAUGCUGGGAGAGGAGGCUGGGGACCCCCAGAACCGGACGAUCUGUGGGGGGAAGCUCCGGCGCCCCCCAGCCCCACCGCCGCCGCCCUGGACGACCUCCUGCUGCAGCUGCUGGGGCUGAUCCGGGACUUCGCCCAGCACAGCCGGCGGCUGCGCGACUCCGCCGUGGCCUCCCUGGAGGAGCAGGAACUCCGGUACCAGUACCAGACGGGGACGCUGGGCCCCGGAGGCCCCCACAUGCCCCCCCGGGAGGCAGGCAGGGGCCCGUCCCCAAACCCUCCCCAUGAAUAA
This is a messenger RNA of Varanus komodoensis (Komodo dragon), 1179 nucleotides long. RefSeq names its product collagen alpha-1(I) chain-like. Lineage: Eukaryota; Metazoa; Chordata; Lepidosauria; Squamata; Varanidae. The coding region runs from base 1 to 1179 and encodes 392 amino acids. The record is from RefSeq and is a predicted model, not a curated record. The transcript is spliced from 5 exons.